AUGGCGGUGAAUCCGCAUGAUAUGGACGGUUUUAUGCCGCUCCUGUCAACGACGGACAUCAAGAAAAAGUUAAACGUUGGUAGUUUACUGUUGAAUUAUUUGGGAGAUGCGACGAAGAGUAUCGAGUGUCAAGACAUCGGACAGUUUAUCGACAACAUCAUACCGUGGUUAAGCAACGGCAACCCCAAGAAAUUGACGAUUCUUUCGUCGUACCUUAACUCUAAAUACAGAGUGAAUGAAUCAGCGAGUGACCAUCGUCAUCGGAGUUUGUUGUCAAAUAAUACAUUUCCGUACGUUCAAACUUCUUUACUGUUCUUUUCAACGUUGAUAAUGAAUGUCUAUCAUUUGUUACAAAACUAUGUUUGUAAACAAAACCAUGCAAGAGAUCUGCUAGCUUUUUAACGUUUGCUCUCUGGAGUAACUCAUUCAUGUCAUUUUAGUAUUUAUGUUGUGCAGAAUCUCCCCACAGUGCACAGAACGGAACGUAAUAAAAAACAAGGAAAUUUUUCUUAA
Messenger RNA from Heterotrigona itama, 513 nucleotides. The record is from the annotation of a GenBank genome assembly. Lineage: Eukaryota; Metazoa; Arthropoda; Insecta; Hymenoptera; Apidae.